GUGCUGUGCACUUGGCACUGGCACAAGUCUGGAAUGAAGUGAUCCAAAUGUCUUGCAGAAGGGCUGAUUUUCACAUGGUAAAGUGUUUAUCUCACAGCAGUCCAGCCCAGCGCUUCUUCAGUGACAUCCAGUAGCCAGCGGAGGCCAGUACUGCUCCAAGCCCCGUACCUAUAAAAUACUCCCUGCUCCCCCAGCUUUCCAGUGGGUAUCCAGCAUUUCCCAUUACACAUUCAGGUUGGAUCACCACCCCAUCCCCCAGGCAGUGGGCCAAAUUUGGCCUGUGUUCAAAAGCUCCCGUGGCAUUUUGAGGAGGAAGCAGGGCUUUCUCUGUAAUGCUUUUUCUGCAGGGAAAAGCUGCUGCAAGCGAGCCUGUGUGCCCAGUGGAGAAGGCUGGACACUCAGUGGAGAGACAAACUCCAUGUCUGCCUUUGCAGGGGGAAGGCAGAACAAGUCAGGCAUCUGGGAUGGAUCCUUCCUGCACAGUGGGUCACCCAGCAUGCAUUUUCCACGUGAAUAGAGAUGCAAUGGAGGUAGAGUCCAGCACCUACACCGACUUCAUCUCCUGCGACCGGGCUGGCCGGAGGAACGCCGUCCAUGACAUCCAGCGAGAGGCAACCACCAUCAGCAUGCGCAAGCUGACCGAGGACAUGGGUGACCUCGCUGUUGAAGGAGCAGAAAGCCAAAGAGAUGCCAGUUCUUCUGACAGUGACCCUGGAGCAAGACCAAAGGGGCAAGAAAGCAGCCCCUCCCCAUGAGAGCAAAAAGGGUGUGGGAUGGGCAGGAGGAGGGCCUUGCUGAGAACAUUAAACAAGAAUUUGUUGCAUCUGUGGACAAAAGCCAACCUGGAACAGCAAGUUGUCUGUCACAUGCCUCUGCUGGAACCGUGCUUGUGUAGAGAGACACAAGACACUUGCAAGGACUUGCACCUCCUAAAGACUUCUGCCCCCAUCCCUAAUGGUCUAGGGCAACACUGCCAUGGUUGUAGUGAUAUGAGCCAUUCUUGAGAUGCCUUAGCUGCAAUUUUCUCUUAGGGGAAAAACAGUUUCAGUAAUAAUAGACACACCAGAUUUUUCUGUCCAAGGUACCUUCCUCCUUUGCAGAUUUAGACUAUUAUUUAUUCUGUUUCUAUAGGUUAGAAAUUUAGGUUGUUGGUUUUUCUAAGCCUCACCCUCAUCUGCAUCUUACACCUGGCCUCUGGAUUGUCCACAUGGCCCCUCGUCAGGGUGGGCAGUGGGGAAAGGACCCAGCCUGUCCUGCUGCCCUCAUGUCAGCAUCACUCACCUGUGCUGCUGCUGCUGCUUAGCAUCAGGAAAGGACCAAAGCACAGCUCUGUGGGGAGGAGCCCCACCUGGAGACGCAGCAGCACCAGCCACAGGCAUCUUUUUCUUCAGGUUUUAACACUUCAAGAUGUUAUUAAGGGGAGAGGAGAAAACAUUUUGGUGGUUUGACUGUUGACAUUCAGGCUUAACUUUGCAAGCUGUUAGCUGAGAUGAUCUCUGGUAGGAUCUCACACCCUUCUGUCUUUAAGGAGACAUUUUUGUGUUAAAGAUGGUUUGAUAAAACUACAUAAGCUGUUGGAAUAAAUGACACAGCCUUCAAGUACUGAAGGUGUUUUUUUCUGC
Messenger RNA from Lonchura striata (white-rumped munia), 1622 nucleotides. The record is from RefSeq and is a predicted model, not a curated record. NCBI's taxonomy places the organism in Eukaryota, Metazoa, Chordata, Aves, Passeriformes, Estrildidae.